This is a messenger RNA of Gongylonema pulchrum, 510 nucleotides long. The record is from the annotation of a GenBank genome assembly. NCBI's taxonomy places the organism in Eukaryota, Metazoa, Nematoda, Chromadorea, Rhabditida, Gongylonematidae.
CACUGGACAUUGGCAAGCUUGGCGGUGCUCGUCCUGUAUUUGUAUUUCAAUGUAUGGCGUCGGUUUCAAGCGGGCAUCGCCAGUAUACAUUCGCGUUGUGCUGCAACUUUGAGCCUCUCUCGAUUGCCUAAAGUGCCAAAAGAAAUACUGGAAAAGCACGAUGAUAUGUGUGCCAUUUGUUUGUGUGAUAUGACGGAUGACGUGCGCAUCACGCCCUGCAGACACCUCUUUCACAGCAUAUGCUUGCGGAGAUGGCUUUAUGUUAAACAGGUCUGUCCUUUGUGCUACACCGAUCUUUGGGAAAGGAACGCAGUUCUGGCUCCGGAGGGACAACCACUUCUGGAUGAGGGCGGCUCAGUUAGAUUGGCGGACACUAGCAAUGGCAGUGCUGAGUUAUCUAUUGCGGAAAAUUCCUCGGGAAUUAUAGACGACGAUAGUCCGAACUCAGACGACACUGAAUAUACGCUGGAUAGUUCGAGCAGUGAUGAGGCCACCGAAAUGAACAUUUAA